Molecule: messenger RNA, 6155 nt
Organism: Batrachochytrium dendrobatidis JAM81
Lineage: Eukaryota; Fungi; Chytridiomycota; Chytridiomycetes; Rhizophydiales
Product: DNA-binding ATPase
Exons: 5
Coding region: 1-6135 (2044 amino acids)
Molecular function (GO): ATP-dependent chromatin remodeler activity; DNA binding; ATP hydrolysis activity
Source: RefSeq, a predicted model, not a curated record
AUGGCUGAAGCAGUUCUUGCCGACUACAAUCAUCAGCUUAUGGCUACCAGACUUGAUCGGCUGGUUCUUUUGCUAGAUACAGGCUCGACCGCUUCAGUCAGGUCUACAGCUGCAAAACAACUUGGCCAAGUGCAAAAGCAGCAUCCUGAUGAUCUCUACUAUCUUCUCUCGCGCAUCCUCGUUUACCUCCGCAGCAAGUCAUGGGAAACCCGAGUGGCCGCGGGUGAUGCCAUAAAUGCUGUAGCUUCGGCAGUACCUCAAUGGGAUCCACCAUCACCAACCGCUCACUCUACCUCUGAAGCAUCAGCUGAAUCCGCUGUUGCUGCAACUGAUCUUGAAGAACUUUUACUAGGAUUCAAUAAUUUUGACAUUACAACCGUUGUUGAUCGAGGGGCUGUUCUAGUAGCUAGUUCAGGUGGAGAGUUUGAUGUCGAUCUAAGUGGAAUGGAUCCAAAAGAGCGACUGGUGUUUCAAAAAAAACAAUUACGUGAACGAUUGGGUCUGGCCACCCAAUUUAUGGAUGUCAGUUUUGUUGAAGAAACAGACUUGGGUGGACAAUCUCAUUCUACUGCUCAGACUGAAACCAAACUGUCAAUUACACAGGUUGUGGAGGCGUCAACUAAAAUCAAGCAGAAUCCAGAUGACACACAGGCAUCAGAUCCGUAUGCCGGCUUGAGUGCUCGUGAACGAAAUCGGCUGAAGCGCAAAGCCAAAAUGGUUGCUAAAUCUGGCGGAAAGGAUAGUUCACAAAUGAUGGAUAUAUCAUCAUCUUUGCUUAAAAAAAGACGGAUAGGCGAUAGCGGCCCCAGUGUCAAAAUGGAAGAGGAUAGCGGCCUUGGCUCGUCCACCUUUCAAGACGCGCCAGACUUAUCCACCACUACUAAUGCACAGACAGACACAACAGGAAAGGUAAUUGUGGAGCACAAGGGAGUCGAUGCUGCCACUCUUGGAGUACAUAGUUUUGGAGAUGAAUGGCCUUUUGAAGGUCUUUGUGAACAGCUUUCUCUUGAUCUAUUUUCCCCCGUAUGGGAAUUUCGUCACGGAGCAGCCAUUGGUCUUCGUGAGCUACUCAAAGCACAUGGAAUGGGAUUAGGUCGUAUAGCUGGUUUAUCUCGUGCUGCAAAUGCUGCUAGACAUCGUUCUUGGACCGAAGAUCUUGCUAUUCGUCUCUUGUGUGUACUUGCUCUCGAUCGGUUUGCAGAUUUUGUUGGCGAUCAAGCAGUUUUACCUGUGCGUGAAACAUGUGCUCAAACGCUUGGUGCGCUAAUGCAGUAUGCAGAUUCUGACUUGUGUUUGUUAGUUGUCAACAAAGGGUUUGUGCCUUUGAUUGGCGAGUCGUUUGUUCGUAUGGACGAUUCAAAUACUGCUUUGACAUCCAUUUCAAAUGGCCAAUGGGAGGUUCGUCAUUCAGCACUAAUUGGACUUAAAUUUUGGAUGGCUGUACGCAAAGAUCUGUUGGAUAAAGUCCUUGUCUCGGCUAAUCGUGAAACAGAGCUGUCGCCUGUUUAUGCAGCAAUUUUAAAUGGACUCAAGGAUCACAAUGACGAAGUACGUGCAGUAGCAUCAUCUGCUCUUAUUCCUGUUUCAGAUCUUGUGGUAUCUCUUUUGCCUAUUGAAACUGUUUUUCACACUUUGGUCAUGUCGCUUUGGGAUUCUUUGCAUGAGCUGGAUGACUUGACAUCUGCUACAUCACAUGUGAUGGAUCUUUUGUCCAAUUUGGUAUCCAAGCCACAAAUUGCUGCCAUCAUGCGCAAAGAAGCAGGCAACUUUUUUCAAAGUUUGGUUCCUCAACUAUUUCCCUUUUUCCGUCACGCCAUUACAUCUGUUCGACUAGCCGUGCUGCGAACUUUUACCACCUUGGUUGAGUUAUCUGAGCAAGACACAUUGUCAUCGUCCAUCAACUGGAUCUCGACUGACUUACUCCAACUUGUGUAUCAAAACUUUGUUUUGGAAGAAAAUACAAAAUGCGUGGACAUGUCUUUAGCACUGUGGAUUCGUAUGGCACGGUUGAUACUAAGACAAUUCAAUGGUGACGCUGCAUCGGUUGAACUGGUUAUGGGUGUUGUAGGUGUGCUACCAAACCUGUUUGCUCUUUUAAUGACACCCAUUGGAACUCCCCUGGAUCAGCAGCUGUUUGUUCAAUUCACGUCAUCCAAUAAUCAAAAAAGAAUGCCGUCUGAAUCUGCAACUACUGUUGCUAGCAAAGGUGCAUCAGUAAAGAAUAAAAAAAACCACAAAGUAAAUGCUGCAGAGCAAGCUGCAUCACAGCAACUAAGCGCAAGUCGGGCAAAUGCUCCAAAUAUUUCAUUACACGAUCGUUCCAUGCUGCAGCAGGAUGUUACUGUAGUUUCCUCAGACGCAAUUUUGUAUGGUCGCAUUGCUGGUGCAACUGCUAUUGGGGCCAUGCUGCAUACUUUGUGUAAGGUUUCACUGCCAAAUAUACAUGCUAAAUGUGAUGAGUUGCUUACUGGAUAUAUUGGUAGCGCGUGGGCAGCUCAUCGUAUUUUUGGAAGUAUUGUUGUUCAAGAAUGGGCAGGAGAAUGGCGGCUUCAAAAUCCCACUGAUCUGUCACCACUUGCUUCUCAACCUCUUGCAGUUCGCUUAUGCGAAAUGCUAAACAAGCAAUUGAUUGAUGCCAAUAGUGGCACGUCAUUGCUAUAUCUGGAGUUGAUUCCAUCGCUAAGUGUUGUAUGGCAAGAGUGCUUAAUUCUGUUUCGGAUUGCAAGAGAUUCUGGGCUGGGAAUCGUUCCACCUUUACCACCACUACCUUCAAACACCAAUAAUAGCUAUACCGGGCAGCAGCAACAGUACAUUCAAGCCAAUGGUCCUCUAGGACCAGUUUUCACUCUACAAGUGUGCGAUUACAUUCUGCAGACGUUGUACCCUAUGUUUAUUCAGUCAGUAACGGAUACGGCGCCGUUAGUGGAGCGUCAUAUGCAUAUACAAAAUGCAUUGGGUCUAUUCAAAGGUGCCCAAACCAAACACGAGACGCAGGUACUAGCUGCCAUGGCUUCUGCCGUAGUGUCACUUGGACAACUUCCUCCAAAACUUAAUCCUAUUAUUCGAGCAUUGAUGAAUUCCGUCAAGAUGGAGGAAAAUGUGCAAAUGCAAAGACGCGGCGCCGAGUCAGUGGCAAAAAUGAUCCAAUUGAAUAUCAUUGCGUCUGGAACUGGCAGUGAACAAGGCAAAAGUUCCGGGAUUGUAGACAAAAUUGUCAAGAAUUUGUGCGUGUUUUUAUGCUCAGAUCCAGAUACAGUAGGCGAGUCAAAGGUGCUACGCGAUCGUGAUGGCAUUUUAUCACUUGUUCGACAAUACGGAAACAAAGAUGGUGAAUCUAGUGGAAAUAUUGGCAAGUCUACGGCUGGUCCAGGACGUGGAAGAAAAAAGAAGCUUGCUGGUGGUGCAUCGACUGAAACCAGCGAGACCAUGGACAUUGCCGCUGCAUCUGCUAUUGCUGAGGCUGCAAAAGCUACAGAAGAUGCUGCUCAGCGUCAUUCUAGAAUGGUUGUGUGUCGCGGUGCCGAGGCUGCUCUGGAGGGUCUUUGCAAAUGUUUUGGCGCAGAUGUGUUAACUGCUUUGCCAAAGUUGUGGGAGUUUGUUUCUGUUUCGUUAACAUUUACGCAAUCUCAUCCCCAUACUGCCCAAGUGGCUACAUUUGAACUUGAUCCGGACGAUCCACAAACACAGCCGCUGCUUGAUAGCAUGCAUAUUUUGUCUGUGAUUGUCAAGUACACUCAUGUAGCAGUAAAUCAACAAUUGCUGAAAUUGGCAAUACCUGUUAGUCACUGUUUGCGUGCUUCGCUUUCACUCUGUCGAUAUCUGGCUGCCAAAUGUAUUGCUUCACUGUGUCGUGUAAUUGGCGUGGAGGCUAUCAAGGUGCUUUUGGAUAAAGUUCUUCCUUUUUCAAACGACUUGACAAACGAAUUGAAUCGUCAAGGGGCUGUAGAGUGUAUUCACCAUGUUGUGUAUAACAUGCAAGAUCAUGUUCUUCCAUAUCUUGUGUUUUUGAUUGUCCCACUACUUGGUCGCAUGUCAGAUCCAUCCGAACCCGUCCGGUUCAUCUCCACAAAUGUAUUUGCGCAAUUGGUAAAACUUGCACCGCUGGAAAGUGGAGUUCCAGACACAGAGGGCUUUACACCCGAAAUGACUCGAAACAAACUUGUAGAGCGUAAAUUUAUUGGACAGUUGAUUGGUACAGAAAAAGUGGCCGACUUUGAUCUUCCCGUUAAUAUUCUUGCCGAACUGCGAGAGUAUCAAAAGGAGGGAGUCAGUUGGUUGGCAUUUUUGAACCGAUAUGGUCUUCACGGUAUUCUUUGCGAUGAUAUGGGGCUGGGAAAAACGCUGCAAUCUAUCUGUAUGAUUGCAGCCGAUCAUCAUCAUCGAGCAGAAAAGUUUAAAUUGGCGAAAUCACCGGAUGUAGCACAUUGUCCGUCGCUGAUUGUUUGUCCUGUGUCUCUGACUGGACAUUGGUUUUUUGAGAUCAAGAAAUAUGCACCGUUCUUGAAAUCGUUCAUGUAUACUGGGGACAAGGCUGAGCGAGGUCGGUUGCGGCAGAUAUUGGCCAAGGACGUGCUGAAAGCAAAACAAGAUUUGGCCAAAAAUAGCAGUAGCAAAGACGAUGGCUCUCACGCUAGCGGUUACAUUGACGUGGUGAUUACUUCUUACGAGAUUGUACGGAGCGACAUUGAUGAUUUGUUAGCACAAGGAUUCCAAUUCAACUAUUUAGUGUUGGAUGAAGGUCAUGUAAUCAAGAACCCAAACUCCAAGUUGACAAAAUCAAUCAAACUUCUUCCUGCGCUGCAUCGACUUAUUCUCUCUGGUACACCUAUUCAAAACAAUGUCCUUGAAUUGUGGUCACUGUUUGACUUUCUCAUGCCUGGAUUUUUGGGCACGGAGCAGCAGUUUAAUGACCGAUUUGGCAAACCGAUUCUUGCCUCUCGAGAUGCAAAGGCUAGUAAUAGAGAUCAAGAACGUGGAUCAUUGGCGCUUGAAGCGCUGCAUAAGCAGGUUCUACCUUUCCUUAUGCGUCGUAUGAAGGAAGAUGUGCUGGACGAUCUUCCGCCUAAAAUCAUACAGGAUUAUUACUGCGAUCUUGGGGAUAUACAGCAGAUGCUGUAUGAUGAGUUUUCACAUAGUAAGGUGCGCGAUAGUGUUGCCAACGAUUUAGAGAGCGAGACAAAGAAUCCUAAAGGGAAAUCAGGUGGUGGAGGGGUUGUGCACCAGCAUGUAUUCCAGGCGUUGCAGUAUCUACGCAAGGUAUGCAAUCACCCCUCUUUGGUAUUGACAAAAGACCAUCCGCAAUACCCAAAAGUUGCUGCUAAACUCAAAGCAGAGGGACGAUCUAUCAAUGAUGUUGAGAAUUCGCCAAAGAUUAUGGCGUUGCAGCAGCUUUUGAAAGAUUGUGGAAUUGGAAUGACCAAUGCUUCAAACCAUUCUGAAGGAUCGAGUAGUAUGGUACUAACGGAUUCUGUUGCUGGUACAAGUGCUACGUCACCACAUCGUGUUCUUAUCUUUGCACAAGUUAAGCCCAUGCUGGAUAUAAUUGAAAACGAUUUAUUCAAAAAGCACAUGCCAAGCGUCACGUACAUGCGACUGGAUGGUACCACGGACGGUAUCAAACGACACGAACUUGUUACCAAGUUUAACCAAGAUCCAUCGAUUGAUGUUCUUUUGCUAACCACACACGUUGGUGGACUGGGACUCAAUCUCACGGGAGCCGAUACAGUUAUAUUUGUUGAGCACGAUUGGAAUCCCAUGAAGGAUCUUCAGGCUAUGGACCGAGUCCAUCGAAUUGGACAAAAACGAGUAGUGAAUGUAUACAGAUUAAUUACACGUGGUACUUUGGAAGAGAAGAUUAUGGGAUUACAAAAGUUCAAGCUCAAUCUUGCAUCUUCGGUGAUCAAUCAAGAAAACACUGGAAUUGCCAGUAUGGAUACUUCACAGAUCUUGGACUUGUUCUCGUUAGACGCAGAUGCAAAGGGCGGUAGAGGGGAUACAUAUGGGAAAGCAGGUGAUGCAGGAAGCGGGCCUGUUUCAGCCAAGAAGGCUAUCGAGAAUCUGGAAGGUCUUUGGGAUGAAAGUCAGUAUGACGACAUGCAUGUGGAUGAAUUUCUUAAAGGAUUGCAAUCCAAUUAAAGACUUUGUUUAUUAUAACU